AUGGCUGCUCUGGUCCAAACCUAUCCUCAACAAAGUGGAACAGUAACGUUGCUUCAGACCAGACCCAACACGAACUCAGGAAUAAUGCCGCCGCCCUCGGGAAACCAGCCUAACCAGGCAUACAUGGGCAAUCAACAAAGGAAUAACUAUCAUAACUUGUCUGGCAGCGUCGGAGGAGGAUCAAGCUCUUAUCGUGGCAAUGCACCGACUUCCAUUCAACCAUAUGCCUUCACGGCUACGCCGAGUCUAGCUAACGGCGGACAAUGGCAACAAUACGGCAAUUACCGUUCAUCGUCAAGCAUACCCAAUAUGCAUAUGGUGGACCCGAGUGCUGCGGCUCGCUCUCGCUAUCCUGCGAACUCGAACUCGUCGGGGAGUAGUAGUUCAGGCCAAACUACAAUGUCUGGUGGGCAUUCUCAAGACGACUCGCGAGCUACAUCUGUACCUCGACCUCAACUACCUCCCUUAAAUCUCUCAGCGAACCAGCCUACUUUUGCCCAAGUUGCAGCUGCGAAAUCCUCCCCGGAGCGGUAUAGACGACCAUCGCCGAGGUUUACAGACUCGGCUCCUAGCGUUCCGCAGGUGCAACAACCGCAUGGCUCGGCAAUGCCAUCGGGUUCCGGUAUGGCUAACGUGGUCCAUCUCUACAAUCCUCGAGCUAUGCCAGAAAGGAAAGUAGGAAUGUCUAGAAAUCCUGGAGCCGUUGCGAAUAGACCGCAUAGUGCUUACGGAGCUGGGAUUGCGAUGGAUGAUAUGCAACUAUACCGACAUCCUACCGAGGAAGAAACUAAAAGAUAUCGGCGGCGUAGCAUACAUUCGAUCAAUUCUUCCGAUUACCCAAACCCCCUGACCCCGCAGGAAUUGAAGAAGCAAGCGGAGGAAUCAUUCCGCCCUGAAGCACUAGCCGCCUUAAAGAAGCAGGGCGGUUUAGAUAAGAAUCAGAGAAACGCUGUACGGAAUGUUCCUGGUCUUCCUGCGAUAGAGAAAAACACAGUGCGGACUAGCAACGGCAGUUCAGAAAGUCUCGUCUCGAGUGGAAGCAGUAGUUCUAGGCCAUCAUCGUCUGCCAAUCGAAGCUCCAAUACCUCUGCCCCCACGGCCAGCCCCGCCUCCUCCACUUCUACGGAACGGAAGUCUGGGCAGGAUCCAUCAAAGCAAGUAAAUAUACCGCCUCGCGGCUCAUCAUCGACUGAUGUCGGCAAACGAACUAUUAAUCCAUCUCCGUUGUCGAAGCCGGUAACCAUGGCUCCUGGGUCAUCUGACGACUCAGCACCACCGGCUCUUGCACCGCAGCCGGCUUCAACCAAGCCUGCCGCACCGUCCACUUCGAUGGCUGAUAGUCCGGCAGCUAAACAACUCGCGGCCAUCAACGAGAAAGGUGGGAAGUCGAAGGGCAAGACGUCGCGACUAAGACGAGCUUUUUCCUUCGGGAGCGCAGCCGAACUCCGAAAGGUUACCGGACAGGAUAUCCCCGACGUGGGAAAGAAGUCCCAAAAUGACCCGUCGAGAUUGCACAAGAAUCCUCAACCCGAGGAUCUUUACGAGGCAGAACAGGCAAGGAUCGCGCAAAAGCAGGAGGAGAGCGGUAUCGGCAGCAGUAUCUACGCUGGCACCAGACUGUUCUCGGGAUCAACGGAUAACCUUUCGGUUUCCUCGACGGCAUCUUCUGCGUCGAUUAUGCUCCGCAAGAUGGGAAGGGGAAUGAAGAAAGGUGGCAGGUCACUAGUUGGAUUAUUUAGGCCCAAAUCGAUCAUCGGAGCGCCUGGUGAGGAGACGAUACCCGAGGGUUCCCAAGCCGCUGUGUCUAUGGUUACUGUCGAAGCUGAGCGCGAGCGAGCUAAUGCCCGUCCUGCCACUUCACAGCAAGCCCCUACUCUCCCCCCUCUGGAGACUAGUCAUGCGGAAACCUCGAUGAUUGACGGCCAUCCGUCCGACUUUUUGGGCAACUCGAACUUGGACAACUCGGCCGCGAGGAAAAGCAUUAUCGGUGGUGAGAGGGAACGAGCGGAAGUUCUUGCUACUAUCCGGAAGGGUAUCCUGAAGACUCGUAGCAACUCGCCUAGCCCCUCGGCUCAAGGUACCGGCUUGGAUCUCCCAGGAAUUCCUAACGUUUCCAACUCCCCUAGCUCUACUGCUCCAAGUACACCAAACGACGACGAAAGCCAAGCGCAUAGACGAAACGAACCCCUUGCUAUUGGCAACGAGGAUUACUUUGUGUCGGCGUUACGCCUUCGCCAAGACACGAAGAGUGCGCCUACGACGCCUCAGGGAUCAUCCGGCAAACGAAAUGCUACUUUCAGCCCGCGCAUAGUAUUUUACGAUACAUGGCCGAGUGGAGAGUACGAUCGUCGUGGUGAUAUCGCGACUUGCAAUCGUCUAACUCCCAUGCUGGCUCAACAGAUCAAGGAAGAGUUGAACACAUUCAAAAUGGAAAUGGAGGUUCAUGAGACGUCCAAGAUUUAUACGCACUUUUUCUAA
Daldinia caldariorum is the source of this 2478-nucleotide messenger RNA. RefSeq lists its product as uncharacterized. Gene Ontology annotation, molecular function: actin binding. The record is from RefSeq and is a predicted model, not a curated record. NCBI's taxonomy places the organism in Eukaryota, Fungi, Ascomycota, Sordariomycetes, Xylariales, Hypoxylaceae. Bases 1 to 2478 code for a protein of 825 amino acids. The transcript is spliced from 4 exons. Gene Ontology annotation, biological process: actin cytoskeleton organization.